GAAAUGAAUGUGACAAUGUCACGAAUAGCAAAUUUUGCAACUUUUGCAAUAGUACUCAUUGGCCAUGUUUAUGGAAGAUUUCUUUUUGAUUCUGAAACCCUUGUAAAGGAAGCAAUUGAGAAAUAUAGCGGUGCGUGGGUAAAUGACCUUCUUAAAACAUCUGCAGGUUUUUCUACAUCAUUCGGUAUUUAUGUCGAUAAUGAUCAGCAUGUGCAAGAAGGAGAGAUAGAUGCCAGCAGUCAGCAGAGUGGAACUCAACAAAUAAAUGAACAACCGAGUGAAAUACAAAAUCAGUCUGAAAAUAACAAUGCAAUAAAUAUAAAUCUAGAUAUUGGUCUAGAAGGGCAUAUAAAUUCAAUUAAUCCAACGAAUCCAAAUCCAGAGAUGUAUCCAAAUGAACAAACGAAUACGAAUAAUGACUUUUAUCCGAACAAGCAAACGAAUCCAAAUGAUUAUAGUUAUUUGGACGAAAAUACAAAUUCAAAUAGCCACGAGUUUCAAAACCAACAGCUCAUUACAAAUGAGGAAGAGACACCAUAUGAAAAAUUUCCAAUAGCAGAUUAUGAUUCCCUUUAUCCCAAUAAACAAACUAAUCCAAACGAAGACGGGUAUAUAAACGAUAAAGAAAACCCAAACGAUUAUUUGAUAACAAAUGAAAAAACAAGCUUACAUGAUCAGAAUGGUCAGACUGAUCAGAAUGGUCAGCCUGAUCAGAAUGGUCAGAUAGUUCAGUAUGGUCUGCCUGAUCAGUAUGGUCAGCCUGAUCAGAAUGAUCAGCUUGAUCAGUAUGGUCAGCCUGAUCAGUAUGGUCAGCCUGAUCCGAACGGUCAGCCUAAUCAGUAUGGUCAGCCUGAUCAGAAUGGUCAGCCUAAUCAAUAUGACCAGCCUGAUCAGUAUGGUCAGCCUGAUCAGUAUGGUCAACCUGAUCAGAAUAGUCAGCCAGAUCAGAAUGGUCAGCCUAAUCAGUAUGGUCAGACAAAUCAGUAUGGUCAGCCUGGUCAGUAUGGUCAGCCAGAUCAGUAUGGUCAACCUAAUCAGAAUGGUCAGCCAGAUCAGUAUGGUCAACCAGAUCAGUAUGGUCAGCCUGAUCAGUAUGGUCAGCCUGAUCUGUAUGGUCAGCCUGAUCAGAACGGUCAGCCUAAUCAGAAUGGUCAGCCUGAUCAAAAUGGUCAGCCAUAUCAGAAUGGUCAGCCAGAUCAGUAUGGUCAGCUUGAUCAGUAUGAUCAGUCUAAUCAGAAUAGUGAGCCUGAUCAGAAUGGUCAGCCUGAUCAGUAUGGUCAGCCUGAUCAGAACGGUCAGCCUAAUCAAUACGGUCAGCCAGAUCAGUAUGGUCAGCCAAAUCACAUUGGUGAGCCUGAUCAGAAUGGUCAACCUGGUCAGUAUGGUCAGCCUGAUCAGAAUGGUCAGCCAUAUCAGUAUGGUCAGCCUGAUCAGUAUGGUCAGUCUCAUCAGAAUGGUCAGCCUGAUCAGAAUGGACAGCCUGAUCAGUGUGGUCAGCCUGAUCAUCAGCCCCAUCAGUAUGGUCAGUCUAAUCAGAAUUGUGAGCCUGAUCAGAAUGGUCAGCCUGAUCAGUAUGGUCAGCCUGAUCAGAACGGUCAGCCUAAUCAAUACGGUCAGCCUGAUCAGUAUGGUCAGCCUGAUCAGUCUAAUCAGCCCCAUCAGUAUGGUCAGCCAGAUCAGUAUGGUCAGCCAAAUCACAAUGGUGAGCCUGAUCAGAAUGGUCAGCCUGAUCAGUAUGGUCAACCUGGUCAGUAUGGUCAGCCUGAUCAAAAUGGUCAGCCUGAUCAGAAUGGUCAGCCAGAUCAGUAUGUUCAGCCUAAUCAGUAUGGUCAGCCUGAUCAGUACGGUCAGCCAGAUCAGUAUGGUGAGCCUAAUCAGAAUGGUCAGCCUAAUCAGAAUGGUAAGCCGGAUCAGAAUGGUCAGUAUGGUCAGCCUGAUCAGAAUGGUCAGCCAGAUCAGCAUGGUCAACCAGAUCAGUAUGGUCAGCCUGAUCAGAAUGGUCAGCCAAAUCAGUAUGGCCAGCCUGAUCAGUAUGAUCAGUAUGGUCAGCCAGAUCAGAAUGGUCAGCCAAAUGAGUAUGGUCAGCCUAAUCAGAAUGGUGAGCCUGACCAGAAUGGUAAGCCAGAUCAGUAUGGUCAGCCCGAUCAGCCUGAUCAGUAUAAUAAGGUUGGUCUAUAUGGUCAGCUUGGUGUGUAUGGUUACGCUGGUCAGUAUGGUCUGCCUGGGCAGUAUGGUCAGAAUGGUUUCCAAGAUCAGUAUGGUUAUUAUGGUCAGUAUGAUCAUUAUCGUCAGUAUGGUCAGCGUGGUGCCUGGCCAAAUGUUGUAUUUGGUCCAGAUGAUAUUUUCGGGCCAAAUGGUUCUUCAGGGCCAAAUGAUGACUUUGGUCGAAAUGGUAAAUUUGGCGUAAGAGGUGAUUUUGGUGCAAAUGGUAAAUUUGCCUUCAAUUGUGAUUUUGGUCCAAAAAUAUUUUAG
Messenger RNA from Teleopsis dalmanni, 2472 nucleotides. Its product is annotated as repetin-like. The record is from RefSeq and is a predicted model, not a curated record. Lineage: Eukaryota; Metazoa; Arthropoda; Insecta; Diptera; Diopsidae. The transcript has 6 exons. Bases 4 to 2472 code for a protein of 822 amino acids.